Molecule: messenger RNA, 312 nt
Organism: Anopheles marshallii
Lineage: Eukaryota; Metazoa; Arthropoda; Insecta; Diptera; Culicidae
Product: keratin-associated protein 19-2-like
Exons: 2
Coding region: 1-312 (103 amino acids)
Source: RefSeq, a predicted model, not a curated record
AUGAAGUCCUUCAUUGCUCUGUUCGUCGUCCUGGCCAUCGCUGCCGUCUAUGGUGCCGAGGAGUCGAAGGUGACCGAGAAGCGUGGAAUCUACGGCGGUCUCGGCUACGGCUACAACGGCUAUCCUGGUUUGGCCGGUCACGGUUACUACGGCGGUAUUGGCGGACUGGGAUACGGUCACGGACUCGGCUACGGAUCGCAGCUUGGCUACUAUGGAUCGUACCCAGGAUACUACGGUUCCCACUCCGGAUACCUGGGUGGCUACUCCGGCUACUCUGGCUAUCCGUACGGUCUGGGUUACGGACUCCACUAA